Messenger RNA from Camellia sinensis, 573 nucleotides. Lineage: Eukaryota; Viridiplantae; Streptophyta; Magnoliopsida; Ericales; Theaceae. The record is from RefSeq and is a predicted model, not a curated record.
AUGGAAAAAUUGUUUGAAGUCUUCCUCUACUUAGAGACUCAAAAGGUUCUUUUGGCCAUCUAUACCUUAAGGGAUGAAGCCCGUAAAUGGUGGUUGCUAGUUCGGAGCGGUAAUGAGAAUAUGACAUGGGCUCAAUUCAAUGCAAUCUUCUAUGACAAGUAUUUCCCUCAUUACUUUUGGGAUCGAAAAGUGUCUGAAUUCCAAGAACUCAAGCAAGGCAGAAUGUCUGUGGCUGAGUACGAGGCUAAGUUCACUGAGUUAGCCAGAUUCGCACCUCACAUGGUGGACACGGACUACAAGAAAACCAACAAAUUUGAGGAUGAAUUGGAUUUGGAUAUAUCAGAUCGGAUAGGAGUCCUCAACCUACCUACGUAUGUAAAUGUGUUGGAUAGGGCAUUGAUGGCGGAAGCCAUUUUGGCAGCAAAAAAGCAAACUCUUGUCCCAACAAGUGAGUGGAGGGGCAAAAGAUCGGGGUCUAAUUUCCAAAGAGGUCGAUCAUUCUCGAAGAAGCAGAACACAGGAUCUUAUAGUAGCUCAAGCCAAAGUAGUGGAUCUUUACCGAUUUGCUCAUAA